CACUCCGCGAGUAUACGCGACAACACUCCGCGCGCGCGGCGGACACCCCGCGAGAAAUAGCACCGGUAUACUCCGAUACCAGCGGACGAGCCGCGAGUCGUCCGCGGAAAUCCCGGUGCCCGGAAAAAUUUCGACGCGAAGCGGAAAAGCGGGCGAAACGCGAUCGCGACCGGGGUACGGCACGCACCUUCCCCCCCCCCCCCCGGCGAAUACUUGUACGCGUGUAGUGAAUCGGGUGUCUCCGAGUACUCGAGUCUUUCCCGGGUAGGAAAGGGGUACCGUGCGUGACAAGGGGUACCUGGCACGAGGUCUACGUUUUACACGCGAUCGCAGUGCGGACACUUUGCGUGACAGACGCACCGCGUCUAGUACCUGUAUUCGGUAGUAGGACACUCGAGUUUUGGCGGGAGACGGACGGGUGUUUUCUAAGUUUUCUUUCAUCUAUAAAAUCUAAAAAUUUUGGAGUCGCGCCUGGUGUGCUCAUUGAUGAGUAAUUCGGAUACCGACGGGAUCGAGAGAUCCACAAUUGCAUCGUUUGAAAUCCGCAUUCUGCUGUUUGAACCGCGGGAGUGCUACGGAUAUUCUGCGAAUACUAAUAUUCGUUACCUGACAAAACGAAUAUUUCAAUCUGAAGAUUGGCAAAAAAUCUUUACUUUUUAAUCGAUUGCAAUCGAGGAAAGAAAAGGUACUUUCCAGGACCAGAAAGAAAUACAACCAAUCGUUUGAACAACCACCGAAGACUCGUUCCGCGAGAUCGGCGAUUGAUUUAUCGGAGAACGGGAGCGUCGCGUACCGUCCGACCGACCGGUGAAGUUGAGCACCUGACAGGUCUUCAGGUAGCGAACCGGAUAGAGAUCCGAGUCACUGCGGAAGGCGGACACAGCUAGAGAACGCUCGUAUCUCUCGUGAAGAGGGGGACGUUCUUACAUGCGCCGUCGUCGCGCCGUCGCGAGUCGCGAGUACAAAUCGCACGCGAGCAAACGCCUCGGCGGCAGUACACGUGCUCCACGACCUACGGCGUACGACGUCGCGACGGCCGACGCUUCCGUCCCGUCGUCGCCGCAGCUCGCCGCACCGCAACCGCAGUGAUAAAUGUGCCGCCGUUGUCAAGGAUGACGUCCCGGCCAUUCUCCAAAAUGAUGACCGCCUGGAUCACCCUGCUGGCCCUCGGCACCGUUUGUCGCGGUGUUCCGAUAGCCGACGAAUCCGUUGAGACGACCACGAUAGGAGAUAUCGGAAAUGUCUCGGAGUCGACUCAGUCGACCAUAGUUCCCGAAGCGGAGGCCCAGUCCAUGGACGACAUACUGCCGGGAACGAAACCGCCGCCGAUCGCCGUAAUGUUCGUCGACAUCCCGGAGCACACGGAAACGACACUGGGCUCGUCCGUGCUGUUGGCAUGCCGGACCGCUAGUCCUGUGGCCGAAUGCCAAUGGUCCUGGCAGCCAUUACCACCGGUUCACCUGCCGCUUCCGGACGUCAGUGAAAGCCCAUCGGUUUCUACGACCACGACGAAUCCGACGAUCGCGACCACGGCAACUCCCACGACCCACCCAUUGCCCGUACGACAGUUUCCCGCGUUCGGGAACAACAGCAACGAUUGCUCUGUGAGAUUCUCCAGCACCAAGCACGAGCAGAUAGGAUACUGGACCUGCGCGGCGAGAGCCUCGACGAGCGAUCCUUUCACCAACACCGAUCCUGCCAAGCUCAGCAUCGUCAAUGCUAACGAGAUCGUCAUCACGUUCGCGACGCACGAAAAUGUCGUCGAAGUGCCGGCGGGAUCCUCGGCGCAGAUAAUGUGCCAGACAAAGUUGCCGGUGCGCGAAUGCCAGUGGUCCUGGCGGCAGCUGAACCAGUCGCAACCCUGGAACCUCGACGUGAAAUCGUUCCCAGCCUUUGGUAAUGACAGCAAGGAAUGCAGCAUCAAGUUCAAGAACGUCCUGCCGGAGCAGGAAGGCUACUGGACCUGCGGUGCGCGAAUAGACCCGAAUUCCUCCUUCACCCAGGCAACCCCCGUCCGUUUUCUCAUAUCGGAAGUCGAGUUCGUGCAGUUGUCGCGCGGCGUGCAGGUUGCGGCCGGCGAAUCGGUCUUCCUACGGUGCCUGGCGAACAAGCCGGUGGUACAGUGCGAGUGGUCGUGGAGGGCGUCGAACUCGAGCAAGGAACCGCUGCUGGUGAAGAAGUUCAGUCCAAACAAGGACGCCGAACACGACUGUUCCGUGCGAUUCAAGAACAUACUGUACGAGGAGGAAGGUCUGUGGACCUGCGGGGUACGUUUGACGCCCGGCGGUAUCCUGCACACGGCGCCCGCGGCGACUGUCAGCCUCCUGCCCACAGCUAAGGUGAGCUUCGUCGAGGUGCCGACCGACACGGCGGUGCCGGUAGGCGCGGAGGCCACGCUGAAGUGCGUCACCAGCAGCCGCGUGGAGAAAUGCGUGUGGACCUGGAAGCCGUUACACGGCAGCGAUCCGGAGAUCGUCCUCGACCGAUUCCCGAGCAACGGUGAUCUCGGUCGCGACUGCUCGCUCCAUCUUUCGCAUGUGUACUCGGAGAAACAGGGUCACUGGAGCUGCCAGGUAGCCAUCGUGUCGCUCAACACCGUCCUGACGUCGCCGCCCGCGAAGCUCAUGGUCUACGAGCAAGAGGAGGUAAAGUUCUCGGAGCUGUCGCAGGAUAUCCAGAUCUCCUCCGGCGGCAGCAUUCUGCUGCGCUGCGUGACGUCCUCGGCGGUGGAGCAGUGCCGGUGGUCGCUCACCCCGGUCAAUUCCAACACCACCGUGGUGGUGAAGCAGUUCCCGGCGGCCGGAAACGAGGCCCGCGACUGCAGCGUCCGCCUGAGCCACGCUCUCGCCGAGCAGGAGGGCCUCUGGACCUGCGGCGCUAGGGUACACGGCCAGCAGAACUACACGGACGCGCCGCCCGCGAAGCUGACCCUCCUUGAGCCAGAGCCCGUCACUAUCGCGGUUUGGGCCGCGCCUCACAAAAUGGUCACUCUUGCAUGCAGAGUCGGGUCUGUGUCGUCGAAGGCCAGAUGCCACUGGAUCCACGCCCCAAAAGUUCACGUAUAUCAGAAUUCCAGUAGGCAGCUUGCAAAAAAAACGAGGCACAGCGUGCAAAUGGAUUACACCACGGGUAUAUGCAAGCUGCUCUUCAAACCGGAUCAUUCCGAUUUAGGACAAUGGACCUGCAGAUUUACCGUCAACAAUGACGACGCCGAUGUCGAGAUAGGAAGCGCGACGCUCGUUUUGCUGAACACUUUAGCAGAUGAGAAACUAGGAUGGAUCGUGGGGACCCUGACGGCCGUGAUCCUCUUCCUGAUGAUAAUAGUCGUGGUACUGGUGGUGUGCAAGGCGCGAAUAUUUAUCCGUAAAACGCCCGAAAUUUUGGAAACCUUACCUCCCGGCGAGAGGAAGCAGAACGCGAGAUCAGGCAGCGAGAAAUACACCGUGAAUCAAGGGAAGAUCAAUUUUCAAUUCGUCGAAGACAACAGUCACACCGCGAGCCUCGAAAAUGUCUUGCCUAACAGAAGUCCGCGUGUGGAGAAGAUUCAUGGAGAUGGAGUACCGUCUAAAACAUACGAGAACGUUGGAUUAUAAUAAUACACCUGUGUAGUUAUCAACAUUUAGAUGAGGACUAUAUUUUGUAAAAGUUACGAACGUAUGAAAAUUACAAACAAAUGUCGAUAUUUUAUACAUGUACAUAUAAUCUCUUUAGCAACCUUAAUAAAUUCAAUAUAUAUAUAUAUAUAUAAUUAGUACAAAGAUUAUGUAUUCCUACAGUCUUUACUAUAUAUUUAUUAGUACAGGAGCGUUUAAUUAGUAAGAAGCGAAUAAUUACAUAAACACACACACAUCCCUCUUCUUUAAAAAGGUUGUAAUAAAUAUAACGUAAAAUCAAUAUUCGCAUCUAAUUGUUGCCUCUUUUUUGUGAUAAAGAGACACGACAGUGCCUCGCGCCAAGUGUAAACACCUGCGACACGGGUAAGAAUAAAAGAGAUUUCAAAAAUAAAUAAUUAUAUUAAGUAAAAGAUCAUUGUAUUCUUAGUGGCAACUCACGAGCAAAAUCUUCGACAUUAAAAUUCUUUAUUGGCAGAAAUAAAUAAUAUCAAAUAAUUAAUUAAAUUAGACUUGAGUUUAUUAUUCAUUGUAUAAAGAGGUUUUGACAUGUAUCCCAUAAGUAUUUUAAUUAAAAAAAAAAGAUAUUUUUCUAUAAAUUUAAUUGUUGAAUAAAAUCAUUUUUUUUUUAAUCUGACGAUCAAAUUAUAGUCCAUCCAUUUUUGAAAUAAGAAAUAUUUCUUAUACAUAUAUAUUAUUGUAUGUUACUUCGUAUUGUGAGUGACUGUCAGUUCAUGUAUUAAAUUUGUUAAUAGCGCAUAAGUUUAUCAAUUACUAUUCAUUAAUUAUACAUAUUAAUUAUUUUCAUAAAGUUUUUCUUCAAAAAGUGGAAGAAAUUUUUAAUAUUAUACCUUUUAAAUGUUUAAUUCAAUACACCUGUUGUAAAGAGUAUCGUGAACCGUUAUAAUAGUAUGUUUUUACAAUUCAUAUGUUGAAAAGAUUAAUAUUACGCAAAUCUAUUAAUAAUACAAGUGUUGACAGACAAAAGAAUAAUGGUUUUAUCAAUUUUUCGUAAUCAUAGUAGCAUUGCCGACCUCUCCCUGUAGAAGAAAAUGAUGCCAGCGAAUGGCAAGAUUGCGACAGAACACGAACCGCACGGACAUUCUCUUUGUUUCGUCACGCAUGUGUUUGUUUGCCGGCAAAACAGGGCAGAUUGUGAUCAUUGUGAGCAAUAGUAUUGAUAGCAAUAAAAAAUGCCACGAAAAUGUGCAAUAUGUGAUCGUGUGCUGAUCGGUGAUAUAUAUUUUAUAAAUUUUUCUACUAUUAAAUUAAUUUACAUAUAAUGAUGUAAUUGUAUUCAGAAAACAAACUUUGUUGAAAUCAAAUAUAACUUGUGUCUCACAAUUUUGAAAACUAUUA
Molecule: messenger RNA, 4970 nt
Organism: Temnothorax curvispinosus
Lineage: Eukaryota; Metazoa; Arthropoda; Insecta; Hymenoptera; Formicidae
Exons: 11
Coding region: 1113-3593 (826 amino acids)
Source: RefSeq, a predicted model, not a curated record